AGAGAUGUUGGACGUAUAUCCAUCCAUUCUUGUCUAUAAAUAUGACGUUCAUAUGUCGACAGGCGUCAGUCAAGUAUUGUGAUUCUUUUGGAAUAUUUUUCACGCGAACUUGCAACAUGAAAGCUAUUUUCGCCAUCGGCUGCCUCUUUCUUCUUGCGGCGGCGGUACGCUCUGGCGACAAUGACGAAGCGUUCAAAACUUUGAAAGAUGACAUCAAAGCGUGCGCCGAAGAGCAAGAAAUUUCGGAAGAUCAGUUACAUAAGUUCUUCGACGUAAACUUGGAAGGCGAUGAAAAACAGACAUGGGGAUGCAUUCAAGUUUGCGUUAUGAAACGUUUGAAUACCUUCGUAGAUGGUCAUAUCGAACCAGAGAAUUUUAGAGAACAUUUGGAGAAGAACCCUAAACAUACAGCCGACGAAAUUACAGAGAUCAUAGAAACAUCAAAGAAAUGUGUCGACGAUGUUGCGGAAAUAUCCGACGAAUGUCAAAUGGCGUACGAGUUUUCAAGUUGCUUUGUGAAACUGGCUAAUUAAAAGAGAUUUCGACUUCCUUUCGAUUACUUCGAUAGAAACACACUGGAAUUACUAGAUAAAGAAUAGCAAAAUUUGGCUAGUUAGUUAUAAAAUGAAGUACAAAAGUAACUGAAUAAAUAUCUCACCUUGAAA
Frieseomelitta varia is the source of this 665-nucleotide messenger RNA. RefSeq lists its product as uncharacterized. Bases 42 to 533 code for a protein of 163 amino acids. NCBI's taxonomy places the organism in Eukaryota, Metazoa, Arthropoda, Insecta, Hymenoptera, Apidae. The record is from RefSeq and is a predicted model, not a curated record. The transcript is spliced from 5 exons. Gene Ontology annotation, molecular function: odorant binding.